CCGUGCCAGCCGAGGCGUGCGGGCUGUUUUGGGUGUCACGAUGGGAUGUACAUUGAGCGCAGAGGAGAGAGCCGCCUUGGAGAGGAGCAAAGCGAUUGAGAAAAACCUCAAAGAGGAUGGCAUCAGCGCCGCCAAAGACGUGAAAUUACUCUUGCUGGGGGCUGGAGAAUCAGGCAAAAGCACCAUUGUGAAGCAAAUGAAGAUUAUUCAUGAAGAUGGUUUCUCGGGAGAAGAUGUGAAGCAGUAUAAGCCUGUGGUCUAUAGCAACACUAUCCAAUCCCUGGCAGCUAUUGUCCGUGCCAUGGACACCUUGGGCAUUGAAUAUGGUGACAAGGAACGAAGGGCUGAUGCCAAGAUGGUGUGUGAUGUAGUAAGUCGAAUGGAAGACACGGAGCCCUUCUCUCCGGAGCUGCUCUCCGCCAUGAUGAGACUCUGGGCAGACUCUGGAAUACAGGAAUGUUUCAACCGUUCCCGAGAAUAUCAGCUUAACGACUCUGCCAAAUACUACCUAGACAGCUUAGAUCGAAUCGGAGCCGGGGACUACCAGCCCACAGAGCAAGACAUCCUCCGAACCAGGGUCAAAACCACCGGCAUUGUAGAAACCCACUUCACAUUCAAAAACCUCCAUUUCAGGCUGUUUGAUGUUGGGGGGCAGAGAUCUGAACGCAAGAAGUGGAUUCACUGCUUCGAGGAUGUCACAGCAAUCAUCUUCUGUGUCGCGCUGAGCGGUUAUGACCAGGUGCUCCAUGAAGACGAAACCACGAAUCGCAUGCAUGAGUCCCUCAAGCUAUUCGACAGCAUCUGCAACAACAAGUGGUUCACGGACACCUCCAUCAUCCUCUUCCUGAACAAGAAGGACAUCUUUGAAGAGAAAAUCAAGACAUCGCCACUGACCAUCUGCUUUCCUGAAUACACAGGCCCCAACUCCUUCACUGAAGCUGUGACCUACAUCCAGUCCCAGUAUGAGAAUAAGAACAAGUCAACCAACAAGGAGAUCUAUACACAUAUCACUUGUGCCACUGACACCAAUAACAUCCAGUUUGUUUUUGAUGCUGUGACAGAUGUCAUCAUUGCCAACAACCUUCGUGGCUGUGGACUCUACUGAGCCCUUAGGCCCCCAACCUAUCCCUGAGACCUCCCCAGCCCUGUUCAGCCUCCCUGGUCCCCUUUUCCUUUCCCUCCUUGGAACAAGAGUGUCUAUACCAUUCACAUUACUCUUCCUCACAAAGAAGGAAAAAUAGAGGGGGUGGGGUGAGGGAAUGGAAGGAGAAAACUUCCUAUCCCAUCCCUGUUACCCCUCUCAAGGCACAUCAUGUCCAAAUUCUUCUCCAAGCCUUUGUUUUUCAGACGUAGGAAUGGCAGCCAGGAUUUGUGGUAACUGGUGGCAGGGCGAGGGUGCCCGAACAGUGUGGGACAGGGAGGGAUUCAGAAGAGGACAAGCAAUGAAUCCAUUCAUCUGCCUCCCAGGCUCACUUUUCUUAGUUUAAUCUAUUGAAAUGUGUAUGGUAAAGGUGGUCUCUUUGGGGCUUCAAAUUGGAAGGUUACAGGUUUCUUGACUACUGUUCUUGCUUUCUGGGUCUUCUUCAGUUUGCUGCAAGUUUUCCAAACUCCUAAGACAGGGUGUAGGCCUAAGCAAGCAUCUCUUUGGUGGGGGUUUCUUCCUAGCUGCACCAGUGGUGGUCCCUGUGUUUGAAACAAGAAAGGGUCAGGACCCAUCAGGGAUACAGACCAAAAGCAGAAGCAGCCGUUCUGCUCUUUGCUCAUGUCUCUCCCCCAGGGGCAGCAUUGGUGCCAAAGCUCAGGAUGGGCUGACCUUCCUGGAGCCCAUCAAACCAUUAGGCAAAGCGUACAGGGGUUUGGGCCAUGCCUCCCCUCUCUCCCUUCCUCCUCCCCAUCCACCAAGUGCAAGUGGUCUAGAUUCCUCCCCAGGACCUCAGGCUGUUGCCCAUUUGCUCCCCAGGAGAUUGUACCAUCCCUAUACUACUGGUCCCCAUGACCAGUAAUCAAAUGAUUUCUGUUCCCAUCUGCCUUCACCUCUGGGUAGAAUCAUCCACAUUGGCAGCCCCUAAUGAGGAAGGGAAGACAAUGGGGGAGAGGGCAAGACAAAUCUGUGUGAAACGUUGGGGCUCUGCUGACUCUCUUGUACUCCCUUCUGUCCUUCCAUGGUACAAGAUCCUGGAAGGCUUCAUGGAGUCCCAUCUUGAGAGUUCAGUCUAUAGCAGCUCUGUAUGUGGAGGGGCCGUGGAGGAGAGUUGAGAAGUUGCACAGUUGAGGAAAGAGGAAAUCAAGGAAGAGGGCAAGAGAGAGAAAGGAAGGAGUGUCCACUUAGAAAAAGCAAAGGAUCCAGAAGGGAUCCAGAAUAGAAACUCCAAGUCCCCUGGCCAUUUUUCUAGUAGUAUUACUAAAGCCCAGAGAGAGCUGCUUUUCUCUGGGAUUGUUUUUUCCUCUCAUCCUAUUCCUAGGGAAGUUGCUUAUAGGAUCUUGGGGCACUAGGAGAAAAGGGGAGAAAUGAAAUCUUCUUGAAAUAGUGGUUCAUGAAAGUGUUCUGGGCAGCUGUGAGCAGAGGCUUCCAAGAGAUAAGUGCCCUGUACUUCUGUAGGAGCGUAUGGACCUCCCUGUGCUCAAUCGAGAAGCAUGGAGAGAGCAUCACACCCCACCUCCAUCAUCCUAGUGUUGUCAUGGGAAACCAAUGAAUUAACCACCAAUCUUUCCAGGCUUCUGUUGAAUAGGGGAUGGAAAGGGAGGAGGACCGAGGGCAGACGUGGUUCAUAAUCCCUACAGAAUUCUCCCUCCAACUGGAAGGGGAAGAGUAGCUGCCUAAGCUGAGAUGUAAGGCAUUCCUAAGAAGUACCUAGAAAGGACCCACCAGUACCCAACUCUCCUGAAGAAAAGACUUGGUCAGGAUGCCACAGCUUCUUUCACUCAGUCAGGUAGUCAAGAACUAGGACCUAAGGGCUGGGAGACUUGAUCUGUCUUGGAACUUUCUCAUCUUUCUAAUUCUGGAACCUUCUUCUGAUCCUGACACACCUCAGAGAGUGGGUUCAGUGGAAGGCUGGGAGCUCAGUUAGUGAGGAGAACAUUGGCAGUGAAUGUGUCCCUGUAGGUGAUAGGACUGGAGGUCAACUCUUGGCCAUGGAAGCAUCUUCCAUGUUCUGUAGGCCACCUUCUGUGUCACUGAUACAGUGGAGCCCUACAACAGCUAACAACAUUUAACCAGAAUAUCUGGAGAUUGGAGUUUGCCCCUUCUGGGUGGUUACUGCUGGUGGCUAUAUGUUGUAUGCAGUCCAGCUGGGUCACAAUACAAACUUGGACCAUGAAUCCCAAUCUUCUGCUGCUGUAGAAAUAUGCCCAUCGGCAGCUGAGUAGUAAUCGCCCUUUGGGAGAAACAUUUCACUCACAUCCUCUCUUCCAGGGACCAAAAGCCUGGAUUUUGCCCAUUGCAUGAUUUAAGCAUUCCGUUCUGAAGGGGUGCAGCCCCAGAAAAAGCCCCCAGAGAACCAGGAAUAUUCUUCCCUAGUUCCUCUGUGUUUGCUGAGAUGCCCUUUGGCCUCUCCCAUGGCCUUAAUGGUCUGGAAAUAGUAAAAGGAGGAGCUGCCAAGAAGUGGUGACUGUGCGUCUCCGGGUAGCUACCUCAGUGCCAAUGGAGGAGUUAUUUCUCAAUAUUUCUCCUCUGCCCUCUCUCUCCUUCAAGCCCUGUUGUGCUUAUCUGAACCCCUAGGGGCCAUACAGUGAAUAGGCACAAAGCACAAAGAAGAAAGUUAGCAUUGACCGAAUGCCUGAAAUUACUUCCCCUUUUCCCCCUCCCCACCCCCAUAGGCCCCAAUACUUUUGUUACUAGCAAUCAGUGUUGUGUUGCUCAUUUUGUCCAUUGAUAACCUGAGUGACAUUUCUAAAAACCUAUCUAGUGUUAAUGGCUCCUACACAGGGCAAGGCUCUACCAUAGGGCUUUGGGGUCUUCAAGAGAAGGUGGGAGAAGACAAAAUGACAGCCAGUUCACUUAGCAUCUCACCUCCAUGCCACUGUCUGUCUGUGGUCACCAGGUUCAUGAGAGCCCGAGAGAAGCAGUGUGGCCUAGGAGGAAAAGCAGGGAAUCCAAUACAGAGACCUCGCUUCUGCUCUUGGCCAGUCCAAGGCAAGACACGGCCUUGCUGUGCGGCCUUGGGCAAAUCUCUUCCCUCUCUUGGCUUCAGCGUCCUCAUAAGUAAAAUGAGGCAGUUGGACUAAAAGGAGCCCUAAGUCCCCUUUCAGCCUUGACCUUGUAUCAGUUUGGUGUGGUAGAUACAGGGCCAGCCCUGGAGUCAGGAAAACCUGGGUUCAAGUCUCACCUCUGACAUAUACCAGCUGUGUGACCAUAGGCAAGC
Vombatus ursinus (common wombat) is the source of this 4361-nucleotide messenger RNA. RefSeq names its product G protein subunit alpha o1 (gene GNAO1). The transcript is spliced from 8 exons. Lineage: Eukaryota; Metazoa; Chordata; Mammalia; Diprotodontia; Vombatidae. The record is from RefSeq and is a predicted model, not a curated record. Bases 41 to 1105 code for a protein of 354 amino acids. Gene Ontology annotation, cellular component: heterotrimeric G-protein complex. Gene Ontology annotation, molecular function: corticotropin-releasing hormone receptor 1 binding; G-protein beta/gamma-subunit complex binding; GTP binding. Gene Ontology annotation, biological process: adenylate cyclase-modulating G protein-coupled receptor signaling pathway; G protein-coupled dopamine receptor signaling pathway.